GGUGCAACUAGGUUAAGCAAUGGCAACACUGGAUGCAGUUGAUGUUUUGAGCACAAAUUCAGUUCUCAGCGUUAUGGAGCUCACCAAAAAGCCACUUACAACGAUCCCUCAGAACUAUAUUUGUCCAGAUCAAGAGCCAGUACUACUUGGUCUCUCUGAUCAUGACUGCAAUACUACUUUGCCUACGCUUCCAACAAUUGACAUGGAAAAAUUGAUCAUCGGGGAGACCACAGACUUAGAACUAGACAAGUUGCAUUCUGUUUGCAAAGCUUGGGGCCUUUUUCAGUUGGUGAACCAUGGAGUAAGUUCUUCACUACUAAACAAGCUGAACAAGGAGAUUGAAGAAUUCUUCGAGCUUCCCUUGGAAGAGAAAAUGAAAUACAAGGUAAGGCCAGGUGAUGUUGAAGGGUAUGGAACAGUCAUCCGACCCAAAGCUCGAAGCCUUGAUUGGGGUUAUAGGUUCUACAUGACAAUCAACCCUAUUCAAAGGAGAAAACCAUAUUUAUUCCCAGAGCUACCUCCAUCCUUGAGGAACACCUUAGAGUCAUACUUCUCAGAGCUGAAGAAACUUGGCAUGACACUUAUGGAGUUGAUGGGAAAAGCUCUGAAGAUAGACAAGAGAGAGUUGGAGGAGUUAUUUGAAGAUGGGAUGAGAUCAGUGAGGAUGACAUGCUAUCCGCCAUGCCCACAACCAGAGCUAGUUGUUGGCUUUCCUCCUCACUCUGACGCUACUGGUAUCACCAUCCUUCAUCAAGUCAAUGGAGUUGAGGGUCUCCAGAUUAAGAAAGAUGGGGUUUGGAUUCCUGUGAACUUCCUUCCACAUGCCUUUGUUGUCAACGUAGGAGACAUCAUGGAGAUCUUGAGCAAUGGAGCCUAUACCAGCGCUGAGCACAGGGUAGCAGUCAAUUUAGAGAAAGAAAGGAUAUCGAUCGCUGUGUUCUUCAACCCCAAAUCCGAGGCAGAGAUUGAGCCUUUGAAAAGUCUGUUGAACACUACAAAAAGCCCACCUUUAUUUAGAAGGGUUUCCAUUGAAGAUUUUCACAAAGAUUUCUUCUCCCGUGAUCUCAAAGGAAAGACAAAUUUGGAGUAUUUAAGGAUUAAAACUGGGGAAGGUAAUACUCAUGAUCAAAUGAAAACUAAUACUAUCACUGCAUGCGCGUGUCAUGUAGCUAUAUAUAUAUAUAUAUAUAUAUAUAUGUAUGUAUAUAAAUGCACCCAUGAAUAAUUACCAUAUUUUCAAUGCCCAAAAUUGAUAGUUUACACACCCUAAACUAUUGAAUUGUUAGCAAUUUGCAUCCCAGUUAAUUAAGAAUCCGUGAAAAA
This is a messenger RNA of Juglans microcarpa x Juglans regia, 1323 nucleotides long. RefSeq names its product protein SRG1-like. The transcript is spliced from 4 exons. NCBI's taxonomy places the organism in Eukaryota, Viridiplantae, Streptophyta, Magnoliopsida, Fagales, Juglandaceae. The record is from RefSeq and is a predicted model, not a curated record. The coding region runs from base 20 to 1225 and encodes 401 amino acids.